GUGCAGCCGCAGUCGAGCAACAGUCAUCAUGAAAACGAUACUUCACCUUGUCAUUGUCUCUCUCAUCUCUCUCCUCUCGAUGCCGGACACCGUCGAGGCACUCAGAUUCAGACGCAACGAGAGAAGAACGAACGAAUUCGACAACUGCCUAAACAAAUCGCCACUCGAAUGCUCCAACUACAAGUGCCACUAUCUCAACCCGCGGACGCUGCACGCCAAGACGGAGCGAUGCUACUACGACAAGCUGCAGAAGAGCUGUCUGUGUCCGAGAGAAGAGGCGGCAGUUCCUUGUCAGGUGCAUGGAAGAGACACCUGUAAGCAGUCGGAGUGUCCGUACGCUAAAAAGACCGGCCGAUCUCGACCGAAUUGCGUGUGGGACGAGCAUAAGUUGAGGUGCAAGAGCCCCGAGCCAUCCUUCUUCUACAUGUUGACAGAGCAGGACGGAGAACUUUACUUGAUCGAUCCGGACGACCAAACAAUGAAAUACAUACGCAAUAUUGACGGAGGCGUCAGCAUUGCCUCAUCAAUUCACACAGUCAAUGGCAUCUAUGCAGUCAUCACAUCAAGAAAAUCCCAAUCUCUCUUGCAUUUCCCAAAUGUGUAUGAGACCAAAGGCAAUGGAACACACUUCAGGCGAUCGAGACUGCAGAACAUAUUCGCCAUGGGUGAAGGCCGGAGAGGAGAGACCGAUCUGUUUGCAGCAAAGAAACAGCAAUCCGAGAUCUACAAGUUUUCUCCCGGAAAGAGGAUCAACAAGCCACUCGGUUCCGGACAACACAAAUUUGCUGGAGAUCUGGCAACCAAUCCACACACCGACAAGAUCUACGGACUAUCAAACCAAGGAGUAUUCGAAGUCAAUCCAGCCAAUGGAUCGCAUUCUGACAUUUUAGUUUCGCUGCCAAAAGGCACACAAUAUGCACUAGCGUUUACUUGUGAUGGCCGUCUAUGGGCAUCGGGAUCGAACAAGAAAAUUUAUGAGGUCGACGUGUUGACGAGACGGUCGAAAUUUCUUAUGACACUCGGAGUGCAUACACCAUUGGACUUUGCAUCACAGCCCGGCUGCUAGCAGAGAUCUUAUCUAUUGCAGAAAUUUUAAAUUAAAUUUUUACAGUUAUAUAUUUUGAACUGGAUUGUACAUGCCUAAUAUUGCUGGUGUAAUAUUUAAGUUAAGUAAUAGAAUUAGUAGUUUGAAACCGUGAUCAUUGUCUGAUAGAGUGA
Corticium candelabrum is the source of this 1218-nucleotide messenger RNA. RefSeq lists its product as uncharacterized. The record is from RefSeq and is a predicted model, not a curated record. Lineage: Eukaryota; Metazoa; Porifera; Homoscleromorpha; Homosclerophorida; Plakinidae. The coding region runs from base 29 to 1066 and encodes 345 amino acids. The transcript has 4 exons.